Thunnus maccoyii (southern bluefin tuna) is the source of this 5275-nucleotide messenger RNA. It is a transcript of the gene ddx6, whose product is annotated as DEAD (Asp-Glu-Ala-Asp) box helicase 6. Lineage: Eukaryota; Metazoa; Chordata; Actinopteri; Scombriformes; Scombridae. The record is from RefSeq and is a predicted model, not a curated record. Bases 573 to 2021 code for a protein of 482 amino acids. The transcript has 14 exons. Gene Ontology annotation, cellular component: P-body; cytoplasmic stress granule. Gene Ontology annotation, biological process: cytoplasmic stress granule assembly; P-body assembly. Gene Ontology annotation, molecular function: mRNA binding; ATP binding; RNA helicase activity.
CCACCGUUUUUCAGCCGUUACUUCCUCAUCUCCUAUUGAUUAAAUUUGAUUUUUUAAAUGCCGAUUGUACACACUGCCAAACUCGAGAACAAUUGGUGCAGUGGAUUUAGUAAUUUCAGAUAGUAUGACAGGAUUGUUUUGACAGGACACCGUGAAGGGUUGUAUAAAUCUGAGAAAGGACGCAGCGGCUCAGUCAAGCUAAACAAGAUGGCAAGCUGAAUAGUCGGCCAAUACUUGAAUGCUAGCAAAGCCCUCCUGGAGUAUGGUUUUCCAGAUAACACUGGCAGAUUACAUCUAUGCUAAGCCCUAAUUUGCUCAAGAAAUACAUGCUUAGAAAUCUUCUAAGGUUUGAAAAGAGCAGUUUGUUUCUUGUCACUUGAUGUCCCAGAAAUAAUAUUGUUGAGGUACCUGCUGAGACAAAGAUUUGAACUGAAUUUAUAUUUAGAUAAUUAUUGAAGUCUCAAGAAGGAAGGACAAUCUUAAGUUUUGAGUGGUCCCAGCUGAGAGGAUUCACUUCAUCUAGACACUGUUUGAGGUCCAUUGUUUGAACAGAAGAAUUAAGCUAAGUAAACAUGAGCACCGUCAGGACAGAGAACCCAAUGAUUUUGGGCUUGUCCAACCAGAAUGGGCAGCUCAGAGGCUCAGUGAAGCCAGCUGGAGCACCUGGUGGAGGUGGAGGAGGCCCUCAACAACAGCAACUAAACCAGAUGAAAGGCACAAUCAACAAUGGUAAUUCCCAGCCUGCCCCCACAACUAAUGCGGUCAUCAAACCCGGAGAUGACUGGAAGAAAAAUUUGAAAUUGCCCCCAAAAGACAUGAGGAUGAAAACUUCGGAUGUGACUGCAACUAAAGGCAAUGAGUUUGAAGAUUAUUGCCUAAAGAGAGAGCUGCUCAUGGGAAUCUUCGAGAUGGGCUGGGAAAAACCAUCUCCAAUCCAGGAGGAAAGUAUUCCCAUUGCACUGUCGGGAAGGGAUAUCUUGGCCAGAGCCAAGAAUGGCACGGGGAAGAGUGGAGCCUACCUCAUUCCCUUACUUGAACGCAUUGACCUGAAGAAGGACUGCAUACAAGCUGUGGUCAUAGUGCCCACCAGAGAACUGGCUCUGCAAGUAAGCCAAAUAUGUAUCCAGGUCAGCAAACACAUGGGUGGGGUGAAGGUGAUGGCAACCACAGGUGGAACCAACCUACGUGAUGACAUCAUGAGACUCGAUGAAACAGUACAUGUGAUAAUUGCUACUCCUGGGAGGAUUUUAGACCUUAUCAAGAAAGGAGUGGCCAAAGUCAGUCAAGUGCAGAUGAUCGUUCUGGAUGAAGCUGACAAACUCCUGUCUCAGGACUUUGUGGUUAUGAUGGAGGAGAUGCUGGGCUUCCUGCACAAACAGAGGCAGAUUUUGCUUUACUCUGCAACCUUCCCUCUCAGCGUGCAGAAGUUUAUGAAUUCGCACUUGCAGAAGCCCUAUGAGAUCAACCUAAUGGAGGAGCUUACACUGAAGGGUGUGACUCAGUAUUAUGCUUAUGUAACUGAAAGGCAAAAGGUCCAUUGCCUUAACACCUUGUUCUCCAGGCUCCAGAUCAACCAGUCUAUAAUCUUCUGCAACUCCUCUCAGAGAGUGGAGCUCCUUGCCAAGAAGAUCUCCCAGCUUGGUUAUUCAUGUUUCUACAUUCAUGCCAAGAUGAGACAGGAGCAUCGCAACCGCGUGUUCCACGACUUCAGAAACGGCCUCUGCCGGAAUCUCGUCUGCACUGACCUCUUCACGAGGGGAAUUGACAUUCAAGCUGUGAAUGUUGUGAUCAAUUUUGACUUUCCUAAACUGGGAGAGACGUACCUUCAUCGCAUUGGUAGAUCUGGUCGCUUUGGACACUUGGGUCUCGCCAUCAACCUGAUCACUUACGAUGAUCGCUUCAACCUGAAAGGGAUCGAGGAGCAGCUUGGAACAGAGAUCAAGCCCAUCCCUGGCAUCAUUGACAAGAGCCUAUAUGUGGCAGAGUACCACAGUGAGAGUGGCGAAGAAGUCAAGCCAUGAGCCAAUCAGUCCAUCCUCCAUUCCCCUUUGUACCUUUUUUCAUCCCCCUCCCCCUGACAUGGAGUUUUGCUUUUUUUUUUUUUUUUUUUUUUUUUUUUUUUUUUUUUUAAAUGUACAGUUUCUGUCCGUCUUCCUUUUUUGGAUGCCACCAUAAGGAAUGUGUAUUUUGAUGGAUGCGUUUUGGAAGAACUCAUUUGCCUUUUCAUAGGGCUCUAUGCUGCACCACCACACCCUGAAGACAUAAGCACCCGGAGGAAAGUAUGGGACCAAGUCGAAAAUAUAUCAAUGCACAUUGUGAUUAUUCAUAUCCACCAAUGACACAAAGCCAGCACCAACAGACCCCUAUAUGACACCCUCCAUUCUUCACCUUUUUAUUUUGGAAGUUUUAACCAAUUUGUAUCAAGUGCCUUAACAAGCAGUUCAACUUGUUCUAAAGUAAUAACCCUUCAUUAUUUGUCAUCUUGCUCACUUCAUACCACACACUCAUAUUCACCUAUUGGAAAAUUUGUUCCGCUAAUUUAAUGUCCGACCACAUGGGUGAAUUCAUAACUGUUUUUGGUUGGGUCAUCCGUUGGCAAAGAAUGGCGGCGGUCAGGAGGGAGGCUGGUCUGAAUUAUCUUUUCGCUGGCUUAGCUGCACUUGAGUCUGGCUGAUAUGUGAGGACUAACUUGGAUUUUCCAUGGACAGAGAUGCUGGAUUUUUUCCAAGAGACAGCCAGACUGUCCAGUUGCUUGUGAAGAAGCUUCGUGCUUCUAAAAGACCCAAACCCUUUCCUCUGUCUUCAGCAUCAGAACACUAAAAAUGAAUAAGCACUCUGCAGCCUCUCAACAACCUGAGUCAUGAGGAUUCCUGUUUUGGUGGAGUUUAGAGGGAAUGCUUUUCUUUUUUUUUUUUUUUUUUCUUUUUUUGUCCUGUUUCUCACCUUCCUAUGGAUGGCCAUACUUAACUCUGCGAGACGUGCAGCCGACGUGUAGGGUGCAGUGUACACCUUGUGUAUAUACCUUCAUUUUAAGAUUGUUUUAAACAAGUUCAUAAGGCUGGCUGACAAACAGAAAAAGCUUUUUUCCCCCCCUUCUCUCUUGUUAGCACUGGAGACUGUUUCCUUAACUGUCAGUUUGUUUGAUCUGCAAUAUUGGCCUGUGAAUUUAUUUAUAAUUUUAGAAAUUGCAGAAUUUAUUAGAACCUAAAACAGUCAAUGACCUUGUGCAUGAAAUGUUUUUUGGAGGCCAAGUUCAUCACUGAUAAUGUUUAAGCCCCUCCAAAUUUGAUGGCGAGUGCAAUUUUUCAAAGCUGCACUUAAACAGAGAUUGUUUAAAUUGUUGCCCUUAUUCUCCUGCUACCAGUGUUAACAAGUGUUCAGUCUAGACAGAUGGCUUUGUUAAGCUUGUGCAUUUUUAGUAAUGAAUUCUUUGUUGUUGUCACCAGCCUUAACUUGUGAAACUGACACUUGAGACACACUCUCAGAUCUCCAGUCAGAGUGUUUCUGUUGGAAGAGAAAAUUAUAUUCUAUCAUGUAGUAGUACUACUUGCUGCAGUGCAGCUGAAUUGGCAGAGAAUUUGUUUUCUGGGGGAGGUGUUAGCUGUUACGUUUAUGUGCUUUUUUUAAGCACAGUUUCAUUACUUCACAAAUGUUUGGGAGGAAGCAGUGGGUUUUCUUUCCCCUUUUGAAGAAUGUUGGCCGAAUGCAUCAAAAAUGAACCAUCUGACCUAAAAUGUAGCAGGAACUCAAUCUCUGUGCAUUGCAAGUUAGCUGGCUUUACUGAGACCAGCCAAGAAAAGAUGCUGCACUCAAAACAACUUGAGCAGGCUGGGCUGCACUUAAAGUACAGAGAGAUGGAUUCAGGCAAUAACACUGACUGCACUGCUUUUUGUACACUCAUGAUGCCCAAAUGGGGAAGACGUGCAUGAUGGUGUAAAACAUUUAAAAAAAAAAUGGCAAGGAAGGGGAACAGGUGUGAAGGAUUACAAAAUUACUAUUACAUGGACUGCUUGUUUAAAAAAAAAUAACUUGGGCACCUCACACUGCUGAGUUUGGCUUAUUUCUCUGCCCUUUAAUUGCUUUGAUAUUUUGGGUUUGGGUUACAGUUGCAGUUUUUUAUGCAGCAUGAUUACAACCUUUAUUUUGCAUUAAGGUUCUCUGACCAUUUGUUUGUUCAGCCAGAACCUUUUUGCAAGUGAGGUUCCCUUAAUUAUGGUGAGAUGCUCUUUUGACUGUUCUAAUCAAUGAGAAGUAUUAUUGCACAUUUAAUUUGAGCUCUUUUUAAAAGAUAACCAUGUGACAAUGUUGAUUAGUUCAUAUUCACCCUCGACUUUCUCAUUGGUUAGGACUGUGAUCCCUGUUCUAUCAGUUCUGUCGUCCCCCAAGUCGUUUUCACAUCAAAUUUGGCUGUUUUGGCUUUUUUAGGGUGGGAGGGUUGUAUUUGUUUAAAAAAAUAUCCAAAUUAAAUGAUACAUUAGCUGAUUGAACAGGGAUCUAAUCGUACAGAUAUUUGGCAGCGGUCUGUUUCUUGUCAGCCCACUGGCAGUAAUCGCCAGAGCAAAUGUUUCAAGUCUAAAAUCGACGAUCCUUCGAGAUUUAGUGUGUUGCUUCCUUUGAUUGGAUGCGGUUUCACUGCCAGUGGCUGUCAUUUUGAGAACCUUAAAGUCUGAGACAAGAGCAUCUUGCCCCAGAUUGGGCGACUAAUUGGAUAGUUUAUAUGACUAAAUUGUCUCAUUCUUUAAGGUCUUUUUUAAAUUUGUAGGGGGGGGUUUAAAUUAGUGCAUUUGCUGCCCUGAUGCACAUGUUAAUCAUCUCUUGAUAGUUGUUACUCAUUGAAGAUAACACAGCUUUUGUGUACAAUUCGGCCUGUCCCAUCACUUACUGUCGAGGAGGAUGUGAGAAGAGCCCUUCAGGGAAUUCUCUCAAAACUUGUGCAUCAGUAAAACAACAUGGGGAGGAGCCUUUGGGCAUCACAAAAACAGGAUUACAAAAUCCAAAGUUAAUGGAAAUGGGUAUAAAUGGUUUGAAAAAGUUGCCCUUAGAUUUGGAUUUUCUUUUUUUCCAAUGAAAUGUUCAAGAGGAGUACAUCUUAUUUUAAAGUCUCCAAAUUUAAGUGAAGCCUGAGUUCCUUUUUUUUUUUUUUUAUUUGAUGGAAAUUUGGUCGUUAUUUAAUUGGCAGAUUUUUCAGUGAAGCUCAUUUUACAGUGGCAUUAAGUUUGAAGGAUGUCAUGAAUAAUAUGAAAGUUUUGUUGAAAAUAAAGCUCACUGAAAUUUA